Messenger RNA from Penicillium paradoxum, 624 nucleotides. RefSeq names its product MutT/nudix family protein. Gene Ontology annotation, molecular function: ADP-ribose diphosphatase activity. Bases 1 to 624 code for a protein of 207 amino acids. The record is from RefSeq and is a predicted model, not a curated record. NCBI's taxonomy places the organism in Eukaryota, Fungi, Ascomycota, Eurotiomycetes, Eurotiales, Aspergillaceae. Gene Ontology annotation, cellular component: nucleus; cytosol. Gene Ontology annotation, biological process: nucleoside phosphate metabolic process; ribose phosphate metabolic process. The transcript is spliced from 4 exons.
AUGUCAGCUCCCAUGCAGGCCAAGUCGAAACUCCUCUCGCGGGAACCAUUGGAUCCUAACGAGGCCCGCUGGGCUCGAAUGGUGAAAACAACAUACACUGACCCUCUGGGCGUCGAGCGAACCUGGGAAUCAGCUGAGCGCACGACUCGUCCUGCGGGUAUUGAACUCGACGGCGUCGGCAUAGUUGCUAUGUUGAACACGGAUGCUGGCGCGGAGAUUCUGCUACAGAAACAGUAUCGGCCCCCUAUUGAUGCAGUCGUCAUUGAGGUUCCUGCGGGGCUCAUUGAUGCAGGUGAGACGCCUGAGCAGUGUGCUGUGCGAGAACUCAAGGAGGAGACUGGCUAUGUUGGCGUGGCAGAGCAGACUAGUCCAUUGAUGUUUAACGACCCUGGGCUCUGUAAUACCAAUUUGCAUAUGGUCCAUGUCCAGGUUGAUAUGUCUCUUCCCGAGAACAAGAACCCGAAACCUGAACUUGAGGACAAUGAGUUCAUCGAGUGUUUCACUCUUCCUUUGAGCUCGUUGUUCGACGAUUUGAAGAAGCUGGAAAGUGAGGGUUAUGCCAUUGAUGCCAGAGUUGGAACACUGGCAGAGGGAAUUGAACUAGCAAAGAAAUGGAAGCUGUGA